Messenger RNA from Indicator indicator, 1302 nucleotides. It is a transcript of the gene AVPR1B, whose product is annotated as arginine vasopressin receptor 1B. Gene Ontology annotation, cellular component: membrane. The record is from RefSeq and is a predicted model, not a curated record. Bases 1 to 1302 code for a protein of 433 amino acids. The transcript is spliced from 2 exons. NCBI's taxonomy places the organism in Eukaryota, Metazoa, Chordata, Aves, Piciformes, Indicatoridae. Gene Ontology annotation, molecular function: vasopressin receptor activity; peptide binding. Gene Ontology annotation, biological process: positive regulation of vasoconstriction; regulation of systemic arterial blood pressure by vasopressin; G protein-coupled receptor signaling pathway.
AUGGAGGCAGGCUGGGGCUGGAACAGCACUCACCACCGCCAGCCUGGGCAUGGCCAGGGGCUGCUGAGCCCCCAGACCCUGGCAGGUGACCCCAACCUCACCCUCUUGCACAGCCGGGAUGAGGAGCUGGCCAAGGCAGAGAUCGGGGUGCUGGCCACCAUCCUGGCCGUGGCUACCACAGGCAAUGUGGGGGUGCUGCUGGCCAUGUACCGCCUGAGGAAGAAGAUGAGCAGGAUGCAUCUCUUCAUCCUGCACCUGGGGCUGACCGACCUGGGCGUUGCGCUCUUCCAGGUGCUGCCGCAGCUGAUCUGGGAGGUGACAUUUCGCUUCCUGGGGCCGGACGCACUCUGCAGGGCAGUCAAGUACCUGCAGGUGCUGAGCAUGUUCGCCUCCACCUACAUGCUGAUCGUGAUGACCCUGGACCGCUACCUGGCCGUGUGCCACCCGCUGCACUCCCUGCAGCAGCCCAGCCGCCAGGCUUACCUCAUGAUCGGGGCCACCUGGCUGCUCAGCUGCCUCCUCAGCCUGCCCCAGAUCUUCAUCUUCUCCCUGCGGGAGGUGCGCCAGGGCUCCGGGGUGCUGGACUGCUGGGCAGACUUCAGGUACCCGUGGGGAGCCCGAGCCUACAUCACCUGGACCACGCUGUGCAUCUUCAUCCUGCCCGUCGCCAUCCUCACCAUCUGCUACAGCCUCAUCUGCUACGAGAUCUGCAAGAACCUCAAAGGCAAGACCCAAAGCGGUGCCUGCAGUAGGGGAGGCUCCGUGGCAGCCGCCGCUGCCGCUGCCAGCUGCUCCGAGAGGGGCGGGCAGUGCCGGGGCGGGCAGUACCCCGGCGGGCAGCCCUCGCGGGUGAGCAGCGUCAGGACCAUCUCCCGCGCCAAGAUCCGCACGGUGAAGAUGACCUUCGUCAUCGUGGUGGCCUACGUCGCCUGCUGGGCUCCCUUCUUCAGCAUGCAGCUGUGGUCAGUGUGGGACGAGGAUGCUCCUGACGACGAGUCCUCCAACGUGGCUUUCACCAUCACCAUGCUGCUGGCCAGCCUCAGCAGCUGCUGCAACCCCUGGAUCUACAUGGUCUUCAGUGGGCACCUGCUGCAGGACGUGGCACGUUGCCUGCCCUGCUGGGGCAGCCCCCGGGCCGGCCUGAGGAGGCAGGGCUCCACCGGCAGCCUCUGCAGCAGGAAGACCACCAUCCUGAGCCACAGCCACCACGGCAGCCCCCCCAGCCUCCCCCUGCACGGCGCCAGCACCAAGGACUUCUACCCACCCUGCGAGGAGGCGGUGACCGAGCUGGGCAUGCUCUAG